UGAAGCUCGAUGCUCAUACCACCGAGUCGCUCCGCGUUGGACACCCACCCUUCUCCACCGCACCGCCGCCUCAGCUGGCGGAGAAUUUCCGUCUGGGUACAGGAAGAUGGUGGGAGUGACGGGAGCUGCGUUGUCUUCCCCUGGAUAAAUCGGGAAAACACAUAAAAACGUGUUUUUAUUAGCCUACUUAGGCUACCCGGACCCGGGCAAUAGGGAGGUAACCUUAACCGUCACCGAACCUUUCGAACGGAAGAGGACGCGAACGCAACAAGGAGUGGACUCUCUCUCGGGCUAUGCUUCUUCUGGGCACAUGCAUGCAGACAGCCUAAUCUCGAGCUAUCCAGACUUGAGGAAUUUAUGGAACAGACAGACAGCACAUUUCGCGAACUAUGUCUUAUUCGUUGGUAAUUGAAUAAAGGGAAGCAGGAUCAAGGAUAUAUUGUUUCUUCCUCAUGGGAAUUCGGUAUUCCUUAGGGGAAAGCAAAGAGGAGGAAAUUCACAGAAUCUCUCCAUGCACUCAAUAGUUCUUCUCUACUCCACGCGUUUACAGUCCUGGCUACUUCUGUAGCCUAUGACGAAGGAACCACGGCCUGGGGAAAAAAAGUUUCUACGCGUUGGAUACAGAAGGGAGCACAGUAGUGACGUUUCUGGAGACGUUUUUGCUUCAAUUUUAAACUGCAGUUUUUGUUUUUAAAAGCCUGUCCUGUUCAUUGGAUAGGCCUAUUCUAUGGAAAAUGUAAAUAUUCGAUAGGAAUAUUUAGUAGACAUAAUUUGACAGUUUUGUAUUUCAGUCUAUAUAUUUAAUAGACUAUUCAUACAAGGGUGGGUGUUUCUCAUAGCUUUCUGUUUUGCCAACUAUUACCAACAAGUUUGUUCAAGACUCCAGCCUACUAAAAGGAGUUGGCUUAUAUCAGCUCAGCUGUCAUAUUUUGGGCACUUAUUUCUCGAUUUAAAAUCGCUUCUCAAGGUCUUAUAAUUACUGUAUCUGUACAGUCCCUGUCGUCUUGGAAGUGGGGAUAUUACCGAUGUAGAGAUCCGUAGAGGGAGGUCAGGAAAGGACGGGGCUGGAGCUUGGGAAUAGGCCCGGCUGUGGAAGAACUACAGACUGGGUAUGGGGGACAACAGCUAGACCGCUAAACGGACGCUGCCUACCUGGCUGCUGGUUUUGGGUGGUCGUGAACCAACCGACCCACCCACCUACCCGACAGCCAAAGCCUAACUCUUCAGCUUGGCUAGCAUAACACGAAAGUAUUCACCCACACUAGGGCUUUGAAAUAGUCCGAAAGGGAAAGGAGGAUAUGCUAUACGAGUUUAUGCUAUGAAUGUUAGCCUAUUAUUUUCAACUGUUGACUCAUGUAACUAAAACGGAAAGAGGAUAACGCUUGUUUUUUUUUCCAAGGGAAAGGAACUUUAAAGUGACAUGUUUUGGAGCGCGUGCUCCGAUAAGAUAAGAAGGGACCGAAGCUGUAACUUUGUCGCAAUUUUCUAGCCAUGUGUAGCUUGUUAUUGGAAUGAGUGGGACAACAAUCUACUGUGUAUAGCCUACAACUCCUAAACAAGACACACACAAUAUGGGUCGUUUUGGACUUAGAAACAUUAUAUAAAUAAUGUUCUCUUUUCGGAUUGUAUGUGUAUUAAAAUGUAAUAAUAACAUGGGGACAUUAUUUUGAUCAUCAGUGAAGAAGACACGUGAGGACUUCUUGAGAGCGAGGCUGAGUAGGAGCCAAGCUCGAGCUGUCACUGGCGGCUGUCAAAACACUGCGCGUGGUGUGGAAUAAAAAGUGAAUAUUUGAACAGCUGAACCCAGAUUGUCUGUUCCACCCGAUAAAAAUCGUUAUAUGAUUAAAAAAACGGAAUAUCGGGGAAGGAUGUUUAAAGAAGGGGAGAGGAAAGAGGAAAGGACUUACAAUCAUUUCAAAUGCCAGAUGAGAGCGGGCAGAGCAACACACGAGUACAAAGUGGACAGCGAGGGCUUCCAAAGGCAAGGGACGAAUUCAUGGAAUGUGAGUGCUGACGUAAUACAGAGGUCUGGAUAAUGAGCUACUCAAGAGCCUGGAACGGUCCUUUUAUAUGAUCUUCCUCUGCCAGAUGUUUCACUUAGUACUGUUACCUCAUUGCCCGCGCACCGUCCGCCAUCAUUGAUCAGAUAUUAGUAUUUCCCCCUUCACGUCACUCCUCCAGCCAUCAUAAUGGCCUUGCAGCCGCUGCAACACCGGCAGCAGCAGCUUCUCCCACAUGCCACGGAGGUUAGCUGCGCCUCAAGCAGUGACGGCGCCGUGACUGUGCGGAUUAUCGACAACACUAAGCACACACAACACGCGCCGUCGCCACAGCAUCGACAAUAUCAUGACUCUCCCCCAACCCCAACGACAAGGGACAGCAAUACCAGAGGAGGAGGGAGUGGAGUAGGUGGGGCUACCACUACCGCCAAAGGAGAUCCCUCCAAACCCAGCACCAAAUACAGCAUCUCCUCCAGCUGUAGUUCAGGGGAGUCGGGAGUUCGGAGGGCUGUUAUGAAUAAGUUACACAGCCAGCAGAAGACUCUGCCCCAGUUGUUUGAGAGGUCUGCUGCCCAGUGGUGGGACCCCAAGUUUGAUUCACCGAUACUCGAAGAGGCGUGCCGUGAGAGGUGCUUCCCGCAGACUCAACGCCGCUUCCGCUAUGUUCUGUCAUACAUGGCCUCCGCCUCGCUCCUUUGGGGCGUGUAUUUCGGGGUCAACCACGACCGCUGUGACCCGGCAACCUUCCUCGCCCCGACCGCCUCCUUCCUCCUUUUCCUCCUCCUCCUCUUCCUCUUUACCUUGACAAGGUCCUAUACUCACUUGUACAACCAGGCCUCGCUGCUCCUCAUUGUGGCCACAUUCGCCAUCACUCUGGCUCCUCAGAUCCAGACAGGAGGCUUCGUCUACCUGGAGAGAACCAGGGAUGGCAACCUGACAUUCCCUCGCACCCCAGGCGGAGUGGGCCCUACUCGGGCUCCCUGCAUCUCCCCAGUGGGCACCUUCUCUCUGUGUAUGGAGGUCCUGCUACUACUCUACAGUGUUCUCCAUGUGAGGCUAUAUGCUUCAGUUUUACUGGGUCUCCUGUAUUCAGUCCUAUUUGAAGCCUUAGGGUGGCUGCCCCUGCUCCAGGGGAGAGAUGGCAGUGGAGGAAAUUAUGGGGGGAAUAGGUGGGGCGAGGCUGGGGUUGGAGGUGCAGAAGGGUCCCUAGGUUCUGGAUCUAGUCCUGGAGGUCUUGGUUCUUCUAGCUCGGAAUGGGACACCCUCCGCUGGCUGGGCCCGGCUAAGGCCCUCCUCCACCUGUGUGCCCACGCCAUCGGCAUCCACCUCUUCAUCAUGUCCGAGGUGCGAUCCCGCUCCACCUUCCUCAAGGUGGGGCAGGCCAUCAUGCACGGCAAGGACCUGGAGGUGGAGAAAGCGUUGAAGGAGCGCAUGAUCCACUCUGUCAUGCCAAGGAGGGUCGCCGAUGAACUGAUGAAGCAGGGGGACGAGGAGAUGGAGGGGAACGCAGGGAAGAGAUACUCUGCCGGGGCUUGUUCGGCGUCGGCUGUGUCCACGGUCGGAGGUCCUGGGGGGGCUUCGUCGAUCGCGGCGAGCCCCAAGAACCAUCCCCAUCAUCAUAGUCAUCAUAAGAGGAAGAAGACUUCGAUCCCCAGAGGCCAGAUCAUCUUCAGGCCAUUCAACAUGAAGCGGAUGGAGCCUGUUUCUAUCCUCUUUGCGGAUAUCGUCGGCUUCACCAAAAUGUCUGCCAACAAGUCCGCCCACGCCUUGGUGGGGCUCCUCAAUGACCUCUUCGGCCGUUUCGACCGGCUGUGUGAGCUGACGCGCUGUGAGAAGAUCAGUACACUGGGAGACUGUUACUACUGCGUGGCGGGAUGUCCCGAGCCACGCCCUGACCACGCUUACUGCUGUGUCGAGAUGGGACUAGGCAUGAUCGUGGCCAUUGAGCAGUUCUGCCAGGAGACGUGUGAGACGGUGGACAUGAGGGUGGGGGUCCACACCGGCACGGUCCUCUGUGGGAUCCUGGGGAUGAAGCGGUUCAAGUUCGACGUGUGGUCCAACGACGUCAACCUGGCCAACCUCAUGGAACAACUGGGCGUCGCCGGGAAGGUACACCUAUCAGAUGCCACCGCCGGGUUUCUGGAUGAUCGCUACCAGCAGGAGGACGGGCGGGUGUUGGAGAGGGCGACGCAGGGCCUGAUGGAGAAACUGAAGGGUACGUUUUUAUUUUAUUUUGUUCUGUGUACCCCCUUUCAAUACACACACACUGACGUCAGGCAGGAUGCAGAAACACCGGCCGUCGCCAUCUGCGCCUAUUCAACAUGA
Salvelinus namaycush (lake trout) is the source of this 4325-nucleotide messenger RNA. Its product is annotated as adenylate cyclase type 9-like. Bases 2190 to 4325 code for a protein of 711 amino acids. The transcript has 5 exons. Gene Ontology annotation, molecular function: adenylate cyclase activity. Gene Ontology annotation, biological process: intracellular signal transduction; adenylate cyclase-activating G protein-coupled receptor signaling pathway; cyclic nucleotide biosynthetic process. The record is from RefSeq and is a predicted model, not a curated record. NCBI's taxonomy places the organism in Eukaryota, Metazoa, Chordata, Actinopteri, Salmoniformes, Salmonidae.